CCUGCCUCUGCAUCCUCCUUGCAUACUCUCGGGAGUCUGCUGCGGCUGGUAGUCUUCUUGUACUUUAGUAAGCGGCUGUGAGCACACAGCAGAGAAGAAAACUUGGGUAAACUCUACAACUUGAGAUGUGAAGACGCACAAAAAGGAGCGAAUAGUUCAGGAUGCAAAGGAUAUUGUUCUGCAGUCUGGGCCUGCUUGUUUGCUUUCACAGCUAUAAAGCAGCCUUUCUCCUGGAAACCAUCACCCAGGCUUGUGAUGUAUCCUACUAUGCCUAUGUUCCUGACAGCCUGCAGUGGAACAGGGCUGGAGAAAUGUGUAAGCAGCGCUCUGGGGCGUUAGCUAUUGUCUCCAACGCAGAAGAAAACCGGGAGCUUACCAAAUUUUUAAAAUCCUUGAACAUCUCUCAGUCUGUGUGGAUUGCCAAGAAAGUCAUAACACGCAUCACAACGUCCUCCAAGACCCUCAUUCUAAAUUUCACUGGGCGCUCGAACAGGACGCAUGCCCGUCUUCGCUACAGCUUCCCCUCCAUGGGAUCAUUGACUGUUUGCACCCUUCUGCGCUUCAAUCCACACUGCUCUGGCCGUUCCACAGUCUUUUCAUAUUCCAUUCCGUCAUAUAUUAAUGAGUUCCAGCUCCGUGCAAACCUGAACCAGGGCAAGCCUGUGCAGCUGGCUCUGCUCGUCCAUGGCAUUCACGGGCCUUACCAUGACGCCUUCAACUAUGAUGACUCCUGGCACUCUGUCUGCGUUUCUUGGAGCCAGAAUGGUGGACGCUGGGCAAUAUAUGCUCAUGGUCACGCUGUGUCUGCGGCUGAAGGCCUAAACAGUACAGACAGCAUUGGACCUGGUGGCUUUUUCAUUAUCGGGCAGGAGCAGGACACCUUUGGGGGGUCAUUUAAGAGUGACGAAUCAUUCUCGGGGAGCAUAACAGAACUCCACAUUUGGAAUCGGGUACUGAACAGCAGCGAAAUUUCCAGCAUGGAAAAGAAGUGCUCACUCGUUUCCUCUGGGCUGGUGUUCAAGUGGAGCGAAGCAGCAAUGGAAAUAGAGACCUCCCUUACAAAGCAGUGGAGUGACAGCCCAUGUCAAGAGAGCCAGAGAACCGAUGAAGAGUGCGGCAUUUUUGACCCCGUCACGGAGCAUUCCCGCCUAGCCAAAUGCAACUCCUCCAGAGGAGCUGUCUGUCAGUGUAGGCGAGAGAAGCUGGGUGUUUUCAGUUUACCAAAGACACCAUUCUUCAGGAGGCUGAACAAGGAUCUCAUCAAUAAACCUGUAACAGGAGGGGUGGGUGCUAACAGCUCCUGGGACAAAUUGACCUUGCUGCAGCAGCUGACCCAAGCUGUCCUACAUAAAAUAGAGGCAAGUGGCCCGCUCCUCCUGACCGCCAACGAUGUUUUCUACCUCUCUCAGAUGAUGGACGUAACUCCACCAGCUAGAUUUCACUCCGCCGGAGAUAAUGCCACAGAGGUCAUGGUGUCCAUUGCCACCAACUAUCUAAAUAUUGCGAGUCUGAUCCUGGAGCCACGCAUGGCUUCACAGUGGAUGGGUCUGACGGAUGAUGGGGUCAACAUUGGCCCAUUUACGCUUGUCAAGACCAUUGAUAAGUUCACUGAAGCUUUUGCAGAGAUGCUUUGUACUAAGGGAAGAAGCUUGAGUCUUUCUACCAAGAAUAUAGAUGUGUACAUGAAGUGGCAGAAGCUGUCCCAGGAGAGCUGUAAUCAAGUCUACAAGCCAUCUGCGUUUGGCUCUCACAAGCCCAGCAGCAGUAGCCACGAUGAGUUGCUCAUUCCUGAGACCGAGCUCCAGAGGAUACACACACUAGGAUAUGAGGAGGUGAUAUUUAUUCAUACCCAUUACAACCAGUUCAGUGACAUUGUAUCAGGAACAAAGGAGUCUGCACUGAGUGACCAAGAGAAAGUGAAAAGAACUCUCCCAGGAGAUCUAGCAUCGGCUAUCAUAUCAGCCACGGUCCGCCAUGCCUCGAACCCCGAAACUAUACCUGUUGCUGUCAAGUACACCCUUUCAUCAUCACAGGUGGAGUAUUCAAAGAGAGUUAUUCCUGUUUGUGCCUUCUGGAAUUUCAGUCUGACGCACACGAAUACCAGUAGCUGGUCCAGUGAAGGCUGCACAGUGAUCCUUGAUGGCUCUAGUGUCACGUCCUGUUUGUGUAACCAUACAACAAACUUUGCAGUGCUGAUGAAUUACCUCGAAUCACAGUGGAGUCCAGAGGAAGAGCUUAUUUUGACCAAGCUGACAUUCAUUGGCUGUGGCGCAUCUCUGUGUGCUCUGGUGGUGACCUUGAUGCUGUUCACUGUGCUGGAUAUCCCCAAAUCCGACAGGACGUCCAUUCACAAGAACCUGUUCGUUGCCCUUAUCUGUGCCCAGGUGAUUCUGCUGUGCAGCGGCUCAGCCAUUCACAACAAGGUGGCUUGUACGCUCGUGGCGGCGCUGCUCCAUCUCUUCUUCAUGGCGGCAUUUAGCUGGAUGCUGGUGGAGGGUCUGCUGCUCUGGAGCAAGGUGGUUGCAGUCAACCUAAGCGAGGAGCAACAUAUGAAAUAUUACUAUCUCAUCGGCUGGGGUCUGCCUGUGCUGAUAGUCACCAUCACACUAGCGUCAGCCCCGAGCAAGUACUCGGCUGAUGACUACUGCUGGCUCAGUCUGCAGAAUGGCAUUAUCUGGGGUUUUGCUGGGCCUGUCAUCUUCAUCAUCAUGGUGAACAUAUUGGUAUUAACCAGGGUUGUGGUCAUCACAAUCUCCACAGCCAAGAGAAGGUCCAUCAUGUUGGCCAUGGGAGCCAGUCCGGUGGAGCGAACGUAUGAACAGAUCAGGGCUGCAGUGAAAGCAGUGUUGGUGUUGCUGCCCAUCCUUGGACUGACGUGGCUGUGCGGUGUUUUGGUUCCUCUAUCCAUUGUAAUGGCCUACGUCUUCAUCCUCCUAAACUCCCUACAGGGCCUGUUCAUCUUUCUGAUAUAUGGGGUGUACAACACAGAGGUUCGAAGCACGGUCAACAGAAUCAAGGAGAGGAGAAAAGCGCUUAAUUUUUCAAACUGUGCCAGUUCCCGACCAUCCAGUUCAGUUACCAACUCUCGUCCUGUCAGUUUCCCACUUGGAACAACUCCAAGCCAGGAAGAGGAAGGCUAUGCUUGCAGCACCACGCUAGGCCCGGCAAUGCAGGAAGAGAACAGCCAAGUUGAGGUGUCCAUUCCUUGUGUACCAGAGAUAGUAGAAAAUGGCCAAAUGUCCGAAGGCACUCAUCUGGAUACAGAGGAGCUGCCUGCUUCAGAAGUGAAUGCCUUGCCACCUGGCUGCAGUCUUCAUGUUCCCAUGGACCUCGAGUUUUCAGCUUCCUGUUUCCCUCGCAGCCCUACACCUCAGAAAAGCUACGAUCUUGUCCACAUAGACUGAUCUGUCAUGAUGUUUUUGGUGUUUCUGUACUUCUUAUUUGACAUUUAUCUGCCCCCCCAAAUUGUCCUUGAUUUGUACUUCCUUUACGAUGCCUUGGAUAAUAACAUAUCGCCUCAUGUAUAUAUGUACGGUUAUUAUCUAAACUGAACAAUUAAUGAUGUGUACAUAAUGAUUUUAAAUAUGUUUGUCUUUUUUCUCCAGGAAAACAAUGUAAUUAUUUCUCAUUGCUACAGGUACUCACAUUGCAAUCAUACACAUAAUUUCCCUGAAAUAACAAAUGAAGUGGAAGUGGGCAGCAUUAGUGUGCAGAGGGAGUGAGAACCUGGUGUUAUAAGCAUAAGAAUUAUUUAUUGAGAUAUGAGAAAAAACUCAGUUAGCCCCAUUGAGAGAAACUCCAGGACCUGGAAGUGAUGGAAGCGUUCAAAAUGUCAGCAAAAGGGUGAAAAAAGCCAAAGCAGAAAGGAAAUAGCAUUUAGAUUUUUUUGUCUCCAUCUGUUGACAGUGCACAUGAGCAUAUAACGCACAAAAGUAGUUGUUGUUUGAAUCUUGUGUACAAGUCUGUUUCACAAUCACUACGUGUUCUACAAAAAUGUGUUGUGAAGCAAACAGGUGGGAUUUACACCAUUUAUGAUAACUUCUCACUGGCAAGCUACCAGAAACACUUCCUCAGACCAUUUAUUUGAAUAUCUUCAAACAUAAUUGUCUUAGGUGUUGGAGCAGGACUGCAGUGAUGAUACAACAAACAUGCAGUAAAAAGCAGGACUUAUGCAUUGCCACAUUAGUGGCUUGUGUUGCCUACAUGAGUUGUGGAUUUCACUGUAUGUUACAAUUAGGUCCGUAGGUUUAUUGUGGAUUUUAAAUCGCAGGAUAAAGAUGUGACUGAAGUGCAUGCUUUCAGGUUUAAUUCAAGGUCUUUAACAAAAUAUUUGCAUUUACUGUUUAAGAAUUACAACUAUUUUUAAUAGUCUCCUAUUUACAGAGGCUCAAGCUUUAAUGACUGACACACAGCUACACAGAGAGGUGACGCCUGUUCCUUUGUUAUUUUAUGGCAAAUGAACCAGACAUAAUAUCUAAAGUUUAAGUGUGUUGAAUUUGUGUUUUAUAGCUUUUCAUUAGAAUUUGUUUCAGUGCAGUGAGAGAUAGCAACAACUUUAGCAGUGUUCAAAUCAACAGUCUGGUUCAUUCUUAAAAAGAGUGAAUGCACUGACCCACUCAGUGACAGCAAAAGGCCUGAAAGACCAAAGAAGCCAACUAACUUGGUUAAUGACAGAAUUUUUUUCCACAUUAAAUAAUAAAAAUAACUUUUCAUCUAAAAAAGUCAUGAAUACUUGUAUUAUCAAGAGACCCCAGAACGAAUGGAAACACGGAGGGUUUACAACAAGGUGCAAACCACUGGUUACAGUCAGGAAUGAGAAGGCCGGAUGAGACUCUUUCAGAAAACAUCUUAAAGACCUGCACACUGUAAAAAAUAUUUAAAGAGAUGAAACCAAGUUUUGCUUGUACCAGAAUGAUGGGAAGAGAUAAGUAUGGAGAAGGCGAGAAACAGCUCGUGCUGUCUGUUGUUAUGGCAUGGGUAUGUAUGGGUGGCAGUGAAACUGGGUCCAUAGAGUUUAUUGAUGAUGUGACUGCUGAGCAGGAUGUAGCAGAAGUAGCAGGAUGAAUUUGGGCUUUAGUCUUUGUUUCGAUUCAGAAUAAUGCCACAAAACUGAAGGUCGAUGGAGUAAAAGGCCUUCAGAGCAUCUCGUAGGUGGAAGGAAGUCCAUUGGUUCAAGACUUCAGGCAGUCGUUCACUGCAAAAGAUUUUCAUCCACAUAUUAAAAACAAUCCUUGCAUUUGAACUGUUAGCUUGUUCAAAUAAUUUUGAGCCUCUGAAAAUGGGGUUCUUUGUAUAAAAAUGGCCAUAAGUCAUAAUCAGUUAAUGCAAAACUUUUGUUAAACUCCUUGAAUUAAAGAUGAAAGUCUGCACUUUAAUCAGUCCUCGAUUGUUUGAUUUAAAAUCUAUACUGUUGUGUACAGAAAUUACAAAAAUUGCACCUCUGUCCAACAAAUUAUGGACCUACGUGAAGUCCAAGGCAGCUGCAGAACCUAAACACUGACUUUGAGAACGUGAAUGAGAGGUAAGAUUGUGUGACCAGAACACAAAAGUAAUGGUCGGAUUCAGAAAUAACUUAAUGACUUUUCUGUACAUUAAACAUGCCGCUGAAAGACUCUAGCUCAUUCGAUGACUUAUUAACAAAAUGCUUUAAAGAUAAAAAACACACACACCACAGGUUGAUGUGGGAGGGACAUUGUGAUAAACAACUACUAUACAUAUGGGGAAACUUGGCAAGAGAAUAAUUUAGGCUGCUGUGUUUUUUUUUUUUUUUGUUGUUUUUUUAAAGCUGCUUUUCUUAACUUGGGACACAAUAAUAGAAGUCACAGCUCACAGGGGAAAGAUGCAGUCUUUGGUAUAAGAGCAAACUGGACAGAACAAUGAUGCAGGAUGUGAAUAAGUAAAACUAACGUGGCACAGACGUCUUUCACACCUACUCACUUAAACACAAUACUUGUUUCAAUGUACAGA
Messenger RNA from Haplochromis burtoni (Burton's mouthbrooder), 5967 nucleotides. RefSeq names its product adhesion G-protein coupled receptor D2. The record is from RefSeq and is a predicted model, not a curated record. Gene Ontology annotation, biological process: adenylate cyclase-activating G protein-coupled receptor signaling pathway; cell surface receptor signaling pathway. Gene Ontology annotation, cellular component: membrane. Gene Ontology annotation, molecular function: G protein-coupled receptor activity. NCBI's taxonomy places the organism in Eukaryota, Metazoa, Chordata, Actinopteri, Cichliformes, Cichlidae. The transcript is spliced from 25 exons. Bases 162 to 3404 code for a protein of 1080 amino acids.